AUUACAUUUCAAACGGCAAUAGUGAAGAACCCAGAAUAAUUAAAAUAGUCCUCUACAUGACGUGACAAUUGCCAUGAAUAAAAACCCCUUUUACCGGGACAUACAGAGGGAAUCUGAUGCUUUUGUAAAGUUCUUGAAAACAUCCGAAAAUGUGGAACAGAAAGAUAAUGCAGAAAACAAAGACGAGGCUGUCGACAAACAUAAAUCUGAACAUGAAGAUAAGACAUACCAUACAGACAUGUAUAAAAGGGAUGAAAUGCGGGCUAUAUAUGACUACAAGUUCGUUCCAAAAAGAAACGAACGAGUGGCUUUUCGCUAUGUUAUAAAAUAUUUAAAAGAUGUCAAGCUUGUUCACGAACUUGGUGACUACUUCUCCUUUGCUAAAGAUAUACAGGUAGUGUAUGAGAAGCUGAGUACCUCCGAUGAAUAUGAGAAGAUACUGGAGAAAUGGAGGACACAAUCGACAGAAAACCCUUAUUUUUGUCAGAAUUGUGGCAUUGACUGCCAAACGGAAAUCAAUCUUGAACAGCACACAAUGGGGAACAGACACAGGAUACACAAACUUCAAGCCGCUAUAUUUAACAAGAGCGAUGAACUUUUCAACAUUCCGAAAGGAGUUGUUCUGUUUUCAAAUCCGACUGUAGUCGAUGGCGGGAAAAUGCAGGUGCAGUGUCGACCUGGUGAGCGUUUGACCAUGACAAUAAACAUAGAAAACAACUGUAGAGAUGGUUCUAUCAUUGUCUUCACAAGGCAUAUAUUGCUUUGGGAUACAGGCAUGUUUGAACUCCGUGAUCGUAGGAAAGGCGGGCGUGUGUAUAGAAACUGCGAUAUUUAUCCAACAGAUGCGGUAUUUAAACACAAUCGAAAAAUUUACAAAGUGGCUAUCAACUGCAGUGCUCCAACCGAUUAUGGGGAACACUUUGUCCCAUUGGCUCUUUACUUUAAGAAGAAAACAAGUGCCGGAAAGAUUAUAGAGGAGGACGCAUGGGAACAGGACUUCGUGCUUCGACUUCUCUCAUUGCAUGUUUUAGGUGAUUUACAUGAGGAGCUGAAACCACGCGCACCGUUCGAGUAUCCGAAACGAAUCUCUGACAAGGAUAUUAAGGAAACAUUCCCUGGGAAAAAGAUCAAAGAGUUAAAAAAGAAUGCAUUGACCUCUGGAACCAAGUUGGCCCCAGCCCGUAUACCCGAUAAAAUAAGAAGAUACGUGCACAAGGAAAGCGCAGUCGCUAAAAGUAGACAUACGGAAACGACACAACGUAGCGAGCUAAGGUCUGUGCUGGACUGCAGUUUGUCUACUGAAACCUACAAGGAGAGAAUGAAGACACUGCUGUGGGUCGAAGAGAUACAGAUGGAGAUUGACAUCAAGAAUUAUGACCUGGUUGGGGUCACCAUGAUCUUAGACUGGAUAACACACAUGCUGAUCCUCGAGGUUCCAGGUUUAGCGGAACGAAGACCUUCACUAAUGAGGUGUGAUAAGAUCCAAAUCUUCAUCCAUGGAUUACUGACUGUGUGCUAUAUUGGCAUCGUACACAAGGUUGAAGAGACUAGGGUUCACCUAGGUGUUGAUGAAAGACUUGUUCAGCGGUGGGUAGAAAAUACACGGUUUGAUGUGAGGUUUAACUUUUCUCGGACGAACUUGUGGGUGCAACACAGAGCAGUGAGUAAGGGGUCGUUGGUAUGGGAUGUCCUAUUUCCUUCGGCAAGCUCAGCUUUUGAACAGGUCGAAUGUUUCACCGAGGUCAUGGAAACGGUUGAAGAACGGGAAUCCACGUGCUGCCAUUCCACACAAAGGACUAGCCCCGAUUCGAUGCCGAUGUAUCAACCAAAUAUGUCUAUCGACAAGCCCAUACUACAGGGCAAGCCGAAACCCAAAUUCACCAUAACGGCAGAAGCUCGAAGACAUACUAUUUUGGCACCAGUUCCACCAGUUCCUGAACCAAGCAGAGAACAUAUUCAACUGAAACCGUGGUACGAUAAAAAAUUGAACGAAGAGCAGCAGGUAGCAGUAAGCAAUAUCGUGCAGGGAACCAGCCGACCAGCGCCUUAUAUGAUAUUUGGUCCACCGGGGACGGGCAAAACUGUGACAGUCACUGAGGCCAUACGUCAAAUCUACCACUCGUCUCCGACGUCAAGGAUUCUUGUCUGCUGCCCGGAGAACACUGCCGCCGAUAUUGUCAUGUUGAAACUGAUCAGCAAGAGUUUAUCAGGAACGGUGCAAUUGAAAGACAUUUACAGACUGUGCGCCGUGUACAGACCGUUCGCCAGCAUACCCAGUGCCAUCAAGGACUCCAAGAUGUACAACUUUGACGACAAGGAGAGGGAUUUCUACUAUCCGGCGAAGUCUGAGCUGGAAAAAUACAGAAUUCUUAUUGUCACCCUUAGUACAAGUGGCAGACUGGUGUCAGCAUCUUUUGAGAAGAAUUUCUUCACGCAUAUCUUUAUAGACGAGGGCGCUCAUGCCAUAGAACCCGAGUGUAUAGUUCCUAUAACCGGACUCAUGGACGCCACAAAAAAGGACACAUGUCCCCAGCUGGUCAUUUCUGGCGACCCCAAACAACUGGGGCCCGUCCUUAGGUCUCGUUUCUCCCUCGAGUAUGGACAUGACUUGUCCAUAAUGGAGCGACUAAUGAGAGACUUUGAGGAAUACCAACGCAGAGACGACAAUACUUAUAAUGUUCGUUAUAUCACCAAACUAGUCCGUAACUACCGUUCCCAUGACGACAUAAUAAACAUUCCACGGCAACUGUUUUACGACAAAGAGCUCAUGGCAUGCGGAGAUGAGAUUCUCAACUCCAUGCUGGGAUGGGACGGUCUGCCCAACAAGAAGUUCCCAAUAAUUUUCCAUUCAGUGUUUGGAAAUGACGAACGGGAAGAGGAUAGUCCCUCUUUCUUCAAUAGAGAUGAGAUCGCACAAGUGGACAAAUUCUUGAACAAGCUGCUGAAGGAGGAGGAGGAGGGGAUAAAUAUCACACAGUCAGACAUUGGCAUCAUUUCUCCGUAUAGGAAACAGGUUCAAAAAGUGCGACAAAUGAUAAGCAGGAAGAAAUACAAUGAGAAGAAAGGGGAUAUAAUGGUGGGGUCAGUGGAGGAAUUUCAAGGUCAAGAGUUCAAGGUCAUUAUUAUUUCCACUGUCAGGAGCAACAAGAGCUUGGCGUAUCGGGAUAUUGAUCUUCAAUUUAACCUUGGCUUCUUGAGGAAUCCCAAGCGAUUUAAUGUUGCCAUAACAAGAGCAAGGGCGUUGCUCAUCGUUGUUGGUAACCCGAUCACAUUGGAGCAAGAUCCCCACUGGAAGAGUUUCAUCGACUUCUGCGAUAGGAACGGAGGGUUUUGUGGACCACGGGGUCAGUUCUCCAAGAGAAAAGGUGGGAGCGCCCAAACCGAGGCUUCAAAGUCUGCAAAAUAGAUCAAAGGUGAGAUGGACGAGGUAGGAGCCAGCUAUGUGGCUCUGACCGAAGACCCCGAACGGCCUGCGAAUAAUUAGAAGUGAUAUCUCAAUUCGUGAGAUAUAUUCCAGAUGAAAGCUGCAUCAUUACUUCCAUGUUCAUUCAAUGUUUCUUUACAUGAGUGUAAAAUAUCGAACGAUUUAAGGGUGUACUCACGUGCUUAUCUGCACUAUUGCAAAGAAAUCUCUUUUUUAGUAUGUAUGUCGUAAUCUUUAGCAGAUUUUGUCGUUUUGUUUUUUGUAAAAAUGAUUAUAUUCAUAAAUAUGUAAUUGCACCAAAAUCCUUCUAAAUGUUCAAACAUAAAUUGAGCACAUUCGUUAUAUAGGUGCAGAACGGCAACUGUUUUAACACAUAAAAUUAAAUACAAUUAUUGCAAGGAAUUGAAUUUGUAAACACAGUUUAUAUUUUUCUGCAUAUUUCAUGCCAGUUAAAGAAAAAAAAAACUAAAUAAUAUUUUUGUUUUUUUAUCAAGUUCGAUAUUUUCAAUGAGAACAUUUUGAUCAAAAAGCUCGAUAACGGCUUCUAUCUUCCGAUAGAGUUUUUGAAAGAAAAAACAUAAUUUUAGAAGCUUAUUUGUUCAUGAAAUCUUUAAAAAUAGUGCAUUGAAUUUGGAAUAUGUGAAUCCCUAAUACAUUCAAAACAAAACCUUUUUAAUUUGGUAUUUUUGUUAUGUCUGCUUACUCGUGUAGAAAUAUGACAGACGUGUUUUUAACGUGCAAAAGCACAAGAACAAGCCCAGAUGCUGGCUUUCUUUUAAAUGUGUGUUUAUAUUUGUAUAAACGUCAUAUGUUGUGACCAUUAUUCAGGAACCAUACUAAGAUAUUUAUAAGUCAAGCUUUAGGAAGCAAGUUCAAUCUUACAUGCACAAUUUCGCCGGUAUUCUUUUUUUUCUGGUUUUCUGUUGUUUUUUUCCCAAAAUAUUCGUUCAUACAAACAAUUAUAUAUGAAGGGUACCCGGGAGAGAGGGUACCUGUGAUAUAAACAAUCAAUAGCAAAGAGGUAUCCCGUGCCGCUGCAAACCCGAAAGUAGGGUGUUUUUAUGAAUUUACCACAUAAUUUAGACUGUUAAUUGCCAUUCGUAUGAAUAUGAUAUAUAAAUGAAUACAUGUAAUAUGUAUGGUGUGUACAUAAUCAAACCAGUGGUUCAUUUAAGCCCGCAGAACAUGCAGAGGCGGUGGGCGAGGCAAGACAUAUCAAUAUUGUGUAGCUUAUUGUGGAGUUGCAGUAAUUGAAAAAUGGGCACAUAACUUAAUAAGACAUAGCUAUAACAUUCUAUUGUUUCGUGGUACACUUCUUUUGCACAUGACAUACCUCCUUUCAUCAGUUGAAUGAACAUUUACUGGCUUGUUGUCCAUCGCCGAUUUGUUUUCAGCAGAGAAUGACCGGGGCAUGUGCAAAGAGGGUAUCGUUUCAGUAGAUUUCGCAAAGAGGGUACCGAUGUGGAUAUGCACCGUGACUCAUGUGAAUACUAUUUAUAAAUACAGCAGAUCUAGGUAAGGGCUUAUGUUCGCUUAUAAGCGCAAAAUCAACAUUAUAUUUAUCUAACAUAUUUGCUAGAGGGAACGCAG
Molecule: messenger RNA, 5014 nt
Organism: Mya arenaria
Lineage: Eukaryota; Metazoa; Mollusca; Bivalvia; Myida; Myidae
Product: putative helicase MOV-10
Exons: 19
Coding region: 74-3406 (1110 amino acids)
Molecular function (GO): 5'-3' RNA helicase activity; RNA binding
Source: RefSeq, a predicted model, not a curated record